UGGGAAAAAAAAUCCAAUGCAACAAGACCUUCUUUUAACACAAACCAACAAAUAUGCUCCAAAAGAGAACUGAUAGGCAGCAAGGGGGAAGGAUCUGAACAGAGGGCCGUGCAAUCCUUCGAACAGACUCCUGCGUAUUCUCAAGAGAGACCCAACAAACCAAUCGACUUCAUCAAAUGCCAGUGCUGAAGACCAAAAACCAACCUAAAAUUCUCACAGCAAUGAAACGAAACAGAGAGCAGCAAAGAAAGGAGGACCAGCGUAAAGCGAAAUUCCCCAAGACUUUGAUUGAUUUAGAGCCGGAUGAAAGUCUGAUAAACCUUGAGAACACAUCCAUCCAUCCACAAAUACACCUACUAAGAAUUUCUCUUCAGUAACACAGAGAUGCAGAGGUCUGUUGAGAUGAAUCCAGCAGAGUCCAGAAUGGUUCUUGCAGAAAUCCAAUAGUCGAAACAAGAGCAGAAGACCAGAAAUCAGAAACUCCACUGUCUUCGUCGACUCUGUGAAGCUCUCACCAUCGGCACGAUCGCCUUCGCCUUAGUGCUCACCUUGGACGAGAUUAGCUGACAGUAGAAAGAGAGCAUAAGGGAUUAAUCGCUGGUGGGUGGAGAAAGAGACAGGGGCAGUAUCGUCUUGGGGGGAGUAACCCAUUGCCUGGGUUUGUAACCUUGGGGGGCUGGGUUAUCUGCCGUGUAUGGCGGUUAACAUUUCACUGUAGCACCGGGUCAAGCGGUGACCCGGGAUUUGUAGCCAAUCUCAAAUAAACUUCCCAAAGGGUUAAAUGGGUCCCACUCCUAGAUAACCCCCUUUAUCCCACUACCCAAACACCCCCUAGAAACUGCCUUGUCUUGGGUUUUUCUAGGGUUUCUACUUGUUUGUGAACUUCCUCUGCAAAACACACACGCGCGCAUACUCUCGCAGAGUAAACCAUGACGUUAGCUUCCGACCUCGACGUCGUCCCGGAAGCGCUAGCACCUUCCGGCCUAACGGCGGAGAAACUUUCACUCCCAACCCUCCAAUCGAAAAUGAAGAUCGACCCAGAAGGCUACCAAACGGAACUCAGUCUCCUCUACAAUCAAUUCAAAUCCUCUCUAGAGCUCUUCCAACAACAAGCCGCCCUAAAUUUCACCUCCAUCAGUGGAAUCUCCACCGACUCCACCGUCGCAAAGGACCUCGGAGACCGAGCCAUGUUUUUGUCUCAUAUGACACCGUUUUACCCCGAACAACUCGCCAAUUUUCCUACAGAGCUCGCCGAUUUCCUCCGGUCAUCAGGCCGGUCUCUGCCAUCGGGGCUUCGCUGUCAUAUUGCCCAAGCUUUGAUUCUUCUCAUUAACAGAAAGAUUGUUGAUAUUGGGGAUACUCUUGCCUUGUUCAUGGAGCUUCAGACUUUGGGUGAUAGGGCUUUGAGAAAAUUGGCAUUCUCACAUGUUGUUCAAAGUGUUAGACGAAUGAAUCAGAAACAUAAGCACGAAGCCAAGAAUCGGACGCUUCAGAACAUUCUGUUUUCAAUACUACAGCAAGAGGACGAAGCAAAAGCAAAACAAUCCCUUAUUACACUUUGUGAUCUUCAUCGGAGAAAGGUGUGGUUCGAUGAGAGGACAGCCAAUGCUAUAUGUACAACGUGUUUCAAUCCAUCAUCUAGGAUCAUGAUUGCUGCUCUAUCAUUUCUCCUUGAUUUUGAGAAGAUUGAAGAUGAUGAUGAUAGUGAUGUUUCAAGCGGUGAAGAUGACAUCAAUGUCAACCAGCCUCAUGUUGUCCUCAGUAAAGAGGCGGUUUAUAAGGCAAACCAUAAAGGUACAACAUCUAGCAAAAAGAAAAAGAAAGCAAAAUUGCAGCGAGUUGCACGUAGCAUGAAGAAGCAGCAACGCAUGUCAUCAGAGAAAGAUAAUUUGAGUUACUAUUCACCACUUAACCAUUUGAAAGAUGCACAGGGAUUUGCUGAGAAGCUGUUCUCUCGGCUUCAAACUUGCAAUGAGCGGUUUGAGGUUAAGAUGAUGAUGUUGAAAGUAAUUGCCAGAACUGUAGGGCUUCAUCGCCUGAUUUUAUUGAACUUCUAUCCUUUUGUUCAGAAAUAUGUUCAGCCCCAUCAACGUGAUAUCACAAAUUUACUUGCAGCAGCUGUCCAGGCCUGCCAUGAUAUGGUGCCGCCUGAUGCAGUUGAACCACUUUUCAGGCAAAUAGUCAAUCAGUUUGUGCAUGAUCGUUCACGAACAGAGGCCAUUGCUGUUGGAUUAAAUGUAGUGAGGGAGAUAUGUUUACGUAUGCCUUUGCUGAUGACAGAAGACUUGCUGCAAGACCUUGUAUUGUAUAAGAAAUCUCAUGAGAAGGCGGUUUCAUCAGCUGCUCGGGCACUUAUGACUCUUUUUAGACAGGUUUGCCCUUCACUUCUGAUCAAGAAGGAUCGUGGACGGCCCAUUGAUCCUAAGGCAAGGCCGAAAGCAUUUGGUGAGGUGAAUGUCGCCAGCAAUGUCCCAGACGUUGAGUUAUUGCAACAAAAUGAUGGAAGUGAUGAUGAUACCAAUGAUCAUGGAUAUGGUAGCUCUUCUGAUGAUGAUAAUCAUAAUGAUGAAGAUGUGGAUGCUGUUGAAAAAGAUGACAAUAGAAUUGAUGAUGGCUGGGAUGGUGAUCAUGCUUUCGAGUAUGAAUCUGAUAGCUCUGAUGAUGACGAUCUCCAAAAAGACCAAAACAUUAGUGCUGGAUGUGAAGAUGAUGAUAUGCAAAAAGUUGAAGUGUCUGAAGAUGAGGAUGCUAAUGACUGGACUGAUGAUGAGGACGAUGCCAGUGAUGAAGAUGAUGAUGACGAAGAGGAGCAUGGGCAGAUUAAUGGCUCCCCAACAAAUUGUGAUAAAAAUGAAUUUAAAGAGAAGAAGAGGAAGUUUUCUGAUUUUGAUGGACAACUGAAUGCUGCCAACAAAAGUCUUCGGGCUUUAAAGAAAUUAGCUGGAGCAAAGAUGAACCCCGGUCCCUCAGAUACAACAGAUGGUAUUCUUUCUAAUGAGGACUUCCAAAAAAUCAAAGAGCUAAAGGCAAAGAAGGAAGCAAGGAUUACUUUGAAUCAACAUGGAUUUAAGAUUCCUAGCUCUGAUAACCUUAGUGUUAAAAGAGUGGACGCUGCCAAGCUUGAGGUUAACAUACGAAAAAAGAUGAGCAAGGAUGAAAAACUAGCAUUAAUAAGAGCUGGAAGGGAGGAGAGAGGGAAGUACCAAGCCCGAACUGCUGUAAAACAGAAGAAGACUGGUGGUUUAAGCAAUCGGCAGAAGGAACACAAAAAGGCUAUGCCCCUUGCAGCAAAGAGAGCCAAGGUCACACGAUCUCGGCAGGAGAAAAAGAUAAAACAGCAACGUUCUGGGAAACAGUUCCGUGGGAGGAAAGCAUGGAAGUGAUCUGCAUUGUGAUUUGCUAUACUCUAAUGCUGGUCUGCUUAGUAGUUGCCCACUACAACUAAAAAUUUAAAGAGGAGGGGGUGGAGGGAAUAAGUGCUCUUUUAUGUUAUGUUGUUUUUUCUGGGGGGCAUUGUAGUCUAGAUCUGUGGUAAUAUAUUACCACAGACCUGGAAUUUUCUCUUGUGGCUC
This is a messenger RNA of Ilex paraguariensis (yerba mate), 3572 nucleotides long. NCBI's taxonomy places the organism in Eukaryota, Viridiplantae, Streptophyta, Magnoliopsida, Aquifoliales, Aquifoliaceae. The record is from the annotation of a GenBank genome assembly.